Molecule: messenger RNA, 7103 nt
Organism: Danio rerio (zebrafish)
Lineage: Eukaryota; Metazoa; Chordata; Actinopteri; Cypriniformes; Danionidae
Source: RefSeq, a predicted model, not a curated record
UCUCUCCAUGACGUGAAUGCAAUAAUUAGAGAGGCUGUAAAUGAUUCUCUGAGUAGUUAAAUUAUUGGGAGGUGAUGCUCGUCAUACACAGAUAUUCAUUAAAAACUAAUUACGGCGCAAUGCCGCCAUACGGAGGUGUCAUUUCGGUCAUUCCAAUGAGUUGAGAGCUCCGUGAGGACCGUCGAUUCCAAUCUCGGUAGUUUUGAGGGGCUCUAAACGUGUCCCUUAUAUUCACGUAUAACGACCUGAUGCUGGUGACGUCACAAGAGACGCAGAAGUGAGUUUCACAACCCCAAAAAAAAAAAAAAAAGCGCCGUGGUGGCACGCGCACAGUGGCUCGCGCACACGCGGCAGUAGCAGCCUCAAAUGAGCAGCUCGCGCUGAAAAGGCUCCCUCGUUUUGACUGGCUGCGCAGGUAAGACCCGCUGGAUUUAGACAGGCCACGUCCAGAAAAUCCAAAAGUAUUCUUAGGCACCGUGUAAUAAAAGAAACUUCUCUUUAUGAUCGGCAGAAAUACGACGAGCAAUGGAUUAUAUUUGAUUUGAGCGCACGCAUGUUUGUCGUGUAAAUAUGUUGGCUUGCCGAAAAGUGGACAUGCAAAACGCGUAAGGAUCUGUAAUUAAACGACCACUGAAGAUAUUUAAUAAGAGGAUACCGGAGCUCUGCUGACAGAACGACUCUGAGGUAUUGCAUGCAGAUACAAGGAGCCUUUGAGCAGCCCUGGAGAACUUGUUAGGCAUACCAAGAAGCUCCACAAGAGGCGAAUCCUUUUUGAGCGAUUUAAUGAGCCUAGCGAGGAAAUAUUUUGUGGAUGACUCUUCUUUAAUAUGCGGGGAUUUAUGUGCAACCUCGUGAGCUUUGAUGAAAGCAAACACGUCUUAAUGCAUAAGGAGAAGACAUGUAGAGACGAAUAGCUCCCCAUUUGUUUCCUGAUUCAGCACCCCUUUUGGAGACAGCGAGAGACGCGGAACCAACCGAAAACAGGAUAAUUUCAGCCUAAAUCAUGAUCGCGCGGAUACUCUACUUUUUCCUUUGGUCUGCGGCAUUUCUACCCGAGCUGCAGUGCGCUUCUCAGAGAACCGCGGACGCGCUCACUACUUUUCCCACGUCCGCGUUCAUCAACGGCACCGACAGAAAGGACUCCAACCAGACCUCCACAUCUCGGAUCAAACGGAAGACGCUCUCGGUGGAUUUCGCCGUCCCGUCGCUGCUACGCUACUACUUGGCUCUGUUUAUCAAACGACCGCUCAACGGAGACUGUCUGUCGUUUAAUGGAUGUUACACGGUGCGCGCGAACUUGCUCAUGCGCUGCGUGCCGCUGCAAAAAACCAUCGCCGGUUUGCUCGAUGCAAAGUUGGCCGCGAUGAACGUCAACAGAUCCAGCACUGGACAGCUCCCGUAUCGACAGAAGCGGCCCGUGCCGAAAGUUUUGAAUUUGGGGUUGACCAGCGCCAGUCGAAAGUCUAAUCAAGUUGUGGUGGAGGUUGGAGAAGAGAUGGUUAAAACGGGAUGCGGAGGGCUGCAUGUGUACGAGGACGCGCCGGUGGUGUUCCUGGAAAUGGACCUAACGCGGAUUUUGGAGUGGUGGCUGGGGGCGGAGGGAGGACGGCUCAGGGUCCGACUUAUGCCCGAGCGGAAAGUGCAGGUCCCGGGGAAAGAGGACAAAUACUCUGCUGCCAUCAGAGCUUCGGACGCUCGACUGUUCAUACAGAUCGCGUCAAGUGAACGUCCCUCAUCCACAAUCUCAAGAAAUCCCACCGUCGCUCCCAAAUACUGGAACUUUUCUUGGAUAGCAGAGGACGAGCUGACUUUCCCUGAGGAUCCUGUAUCAACUUCAGACUGCACUUCAAAGGCAAAGUCAUGUGACCGUAGGCCUGAUGGAUAUUACCCCGAGUUUGCAUGGAGUUUAACAUCAGCGGAGGACUCCUGGGCCAUAGACCAAACAAUGGUAAAGACAAAAGCAAGUUCCCAAGGUUGGGAGGAAGGUCGAUUUCUCACAGUGAAUAGCUCCGCUCUGACAGGGCCAUGGGUCCUGAGCCCUUGGUUCCGCGCUGCUCAUCGGCCCUGUGGUCUGGAUAUCACCGUGUUUUUGCACCCGAGGCAGAGUGGACGCUACACAGUUUGGCUCAUCGAGAGGGACAAGCCACCACUUGCUCUUCUCACCACUGAGCACCCACACGUCAUCGGCUGGGCAGUGGUUCACCUCAGCUUGGCCGCUCGGAGCAAACCCUUCAGGAUUUCCUCAAGCUACAGUCAGCCCGGGGAGAUUGAGACUGCGACCUAUGACCCCCGCUACAGCACCAACUGCACCACACGAAGCUCUCAAAACGUCACUCUUCGGGGCCGCUAUCACUGCCGCGGGGGCCGGGAGAUCAAUGUGAGCCAGCUGUGUGACUUCAGCAUUGACUGCCCGCAAGGGGACGAUGAGGGAGAACAUUGCCGUCAAUUCCUCAAUGGCAGUUAUUGCUCAUUUGGAAGAGAGGAUUGCGGCUGGCAGCCGGUUCAAGGAAGGGGUCCGCAGUGGAGAGCCCAUCCGUCCAUUCCUCAAAGCCUCAGAAGCAGCUGUCCAUCACCAGGGGCCUUGUUGGCCAUCGACAGUCAGCCCAAAGGUCAGCGCGGAUCAGCCCAAGUGCGAAGCCCGCUUUUCUUCUACCCCCUGCGGAACGCUCCUUGCAUGGUUAAGUUCUGGGUCUGCGGCUCUUCAAAUGGUGCGCUGUCACUCUGGAUUACAGAAAACAGCACAGGUCCUGAAGGGCAGCGGAGUCUCUGGAACUCAACAAGUGAAGCUAAUAUGGGGAAAGGCUGGAAACUCAUUACUCUACCACUCUUCGGUUUGGUGGAUCUAUUCUACCUGCAGUUCAGUGCGGAUAUAUCCUCUAGUUCAGGAAUUGCUUUUGCCGUGGACAACUUCACUCUGAGCAUGGAAUGCUUCCUUGAAACCAAUGGAGAAUUUCCUCCGGUGGCUCCCAUAAGCCCCACGCAAGCAUUGUUCACACAGAGCAAUGAGAACAUCAAGACCACUACAACACUCUACGGAGGGCCUGGAGCGUCUACAGAAUCUGUCAAGUGGAUAUUUCACACCUGUGGAGCGACAGGACAAGAUGGCCCAACACCAACCCAGUGCAGUAACUCCUACCGCAACACCAAUGUUAACGUCACAGUAGGCACUAAGGGGCCAUUCAAGGGGAUCCAAAUGUGGCAGGUUCCAGAGACAAGGAAAUACAGGAUCACGGCAUAUGGAGCAGCUGGUGGACGCAGUGUUCUGGCGGUUCACAAGUCACAUGGGGUGUACAUGACCGGAGACUUCCUGUUACAGAAGGACGAGUUGCUCUAUAUUCUUGUGGGACAGGAAGGAGAGGAUGCUUGCCCUAAUAUGGUACCUACUAUGGACCGCAUCUGCAGAGAACAGCAAGGGCCCUCUAUCAAUAAAACCCAGCUCAAGGGAGGUGGUGGUGGUGGAGGGGGAGGCACCUACGUCUUCAAGGUGGUGAAUGGAGUCCACAUUCCACUACUGAUUGCUGCUGGAGGUGGAGGCCGUGGAUACAGCAGCCAAUCAGAAACCCCAGAGGAAGUAAUGGACAGGGAUCCUAGCAUCCCUGGCCGCAAUGGAAAAUCAGGAACUGCAGGGGGUGGUGGAGGUUGGAAUGACAGUGCACCUGUUCCUCAAGGUGGCAGACCACUUAUUUUGGGAGGUCAAGGUGGGGAACCCUGUCAAGCAAUGGGAUGGAAAACACGUGGAGGUUUCGGAGGUGGUGGAGGAGCCUGCACAGCUGGUGGAGGAGGUGGAGGAUACAGAGGGGGCAGUGCGUGGCACGAUAAUGAUCCCAGAAAGGAUGGAGAUGAUGGAACGUCGUACAUAAGUCCAGAUGGCGAGAUGUACCUUGAACCACUCAAAGGCAUGGAAGGCAACGGUGAAGUUAUUAUCAACCCAGUGCAGAACUGCAGUCACUGUGAGUCAGGAGAUUGCCACGAGACCUCUGAGGGCAUGGUGUGUUACUGUGAUGAAGAGCUCACGCUGGCCCCAGACGGAGUGUCCUGCAUCAACUCCACCGAGUUGCCUCUGCUGCCGGCACAGCCGUCUUUGUCUCAUCUGGCACUGGGUCUCUCUGUAGGGACCUCUGCGCUCAUCGCUGCCUUGCUAUUGGCCGUUUCUGGUGUUAUGAUCAUGUACAGACGUAAACACACCGAGCUCCAGUCGAUUCAGUUGGAGCUUCAGAGUCCUGACUGUAAGUUGAGCAAACUGAGAGCCUCCACCAUCAUGACCGACUACAAUCCCAACUACUGCUUUGGUGGAAAAACAGCCUCUGUCAAUGAUCUGAAAGAGGUCCCGCGACGUAACAUAUCUCUUACCAGAGGAUUGGGGCAUGGGGCAUUUGGGGAGGUCUAUGAAGGACUGGCUGUUGGGAUACCAGGAGAACCCAGUCCCAUGCAGGUUGCUGUAAAGACCCUUCCUGAGGUGUGCUCUGAGCAGGACGAACUGGACUUUUUGAUGGAAGCUCUAAUAAUCAGCAAGUUCAGUCACCAAAACAUUGUGCGAUGCAUUGGUGUAAGUCUCCAGGCUCUGCCUCACUUCAUUCUGCUGGAACUGAUGGCCGGAGGGGAUCUGAAGAGCUUCCUGAGGGAAACUAGACCCAGACUUGAACACCCUUCCAGUCUAACUAUGGUAGAUCUUCUCAACAUAGCCAGAGACAUUGCCCGCGGCUGCCAGUACCUAGAAGAAAACCAGUUCAUCCACAGGGAUAUUGCCGCCAGGAAUUGUCUGCUUACCUGCAAAGGUCCAGGGAGAGUGGCUAAGAUUGGUGACUUUGGCAUGGCCAGAGACAUCUACAGAGCCAGCUAUUACAGGAAAGGAGGCCGCGCUAUGCUGCCAGUCAAAUGGAUGCCUCCUGAGGCCUUCAUGGAAGGAAUCUUUACCUCAAAGACAGAUACAUGGUCAUUUGGAGUUUUGCUGUGGGAGAUCUUCUCACUCGGCUAUAUGCCGUACCCAAGCCGCAGUAACCAAGAGGUAUUGGAGUUUGUUACUAAUGGAGGCCGGAUGGACCCACCCAAGAACUGCCCUGGGCCAGUGUACCGCAUAAUGACACAGAGCUGGCAGCAUCAACCAGAGGACCGACCAAAUUUCUCUACUAUUCUGGAGAGGAUUGACUAUUGUCUGCAGGACCCUGAUGUGGUAAACGUGCCUUUGCCUGUUGAAUAUGGCCCAAUCCCUGAGGAAGAGGAGAGGGUACCUAUGCGCCCUGAGGACCCUUCUGCCCCAUCCUUGCUUGUGUCCCCCCAGGGCACAGAGGAUGUUCCAUCUGCCACCCACUCCGCUCAAUCGAAAAAAGAUGGAGAGGCCAUUCAUAUGGCCAACCUCUCCACUGACAGCAAACUACCACCUGUCCCACCAUCUCAGCCUCACCCUCAUCACCAUCUUCAAACCCCGGUAGUCACUGCUCCUGUACCAGCCUCUAAGCCUUCAUCUACAACAUCAAAUGCCCAGGAUGGAGGGCAUGUGAAUUUGGGCUUCAUGCAGGCCCACUCAUCAGAAAAGGAAAGCCGCAACAGGAAGCCCACCAACUUGUGGAACCCCACCUAUGGCUCGUGGUUUCUACAGCAGCAACAGAAAAGGCAGCAAGUACAGGCACAAAGGCAGACAAGCGGUCCAAGGAUCCCUGGUGAAGGACAGGAACAAGUAGGCCGGACUGUGACAGUAGCUGAAGCUCUAGGCCUGCAGCAACAGCACAAACAACAGCAGUACCAACAGCAGCUCCAGCGUCAACAGCAGCAGCAGCAGCAGCAGCAGCAACAACAAGGCCUGUGUCGACCACUUUUGCCUCCACCUCCUCCACCUGCCCCUACCCCUUUACUCUUGGAUUCAGCUACCCUAGCACCAGUUCCACUCUACAGACUACGCCGCUUCCCUUGUGGGAACAUCGGGUAUGGCUACCAGGAGCAAGGCCUGCCCAUGGAGCCAAUGCAAGGGCCACAGCUUCCCCCGCCUCAUCCUGGCCAACAGAGGCCCAUCUCUUUGACCCGAGCAAGUGGUCCUGAGGACAGUCGCCCGCUUUUGGUCACCAUGGGAACAGUGCAGGACUCCAGACUCCCGAAAAUGGAAGGGCACAACGCCACUGUGCUGUAACCAUGUACAUUCUCUAUCAGCGCUCACUUUUGCAAAACACUGUGCUAUCCAUUUAUGUCCACCUUUGCCAAGCCCCUUUGCGCUUUUCCUUUGUGCUUUUUCCAAAAAUGGAACUCGAUCCAUUCUGCGCUUGAAACUCUGAAAACCUUGAACGCAUCAGUCAUUCAAAUAAAAUGAUUUUCAUUUGGAUAAAGUAAUGAAAUUGAGUUUCUGAAAGCCACAUUUGAGAGACCAAAAAAUAAAUACAUUUAAAAAUAUAAUAAACUGAUAAAGCCCUCACAAGGACUAAUUCUGUGAAAAAAAGACUAUUAUAUCGAUGAUAUUUUUCCAUGAUGGGGGAGGAAAAAAAAUUUAAACGGGUUUGUUGAUGUUUGCUUGCCUGCUUGUUUAUUUAUUCAUUUGUUAAUUUAUUAUUUGGAGGUCAUGUAAAUUAUUAAUGGGUGUGCUUGAGAAAGCAAACUGCCCCCAUUCAUUAUGUAUCAUUUUGUUCACUCUUGGACUUGGUUGGCUUUUAAAUGCAGCAGUUUUCAUCUAUCGUCAAACAUAAUGAAUAGCAGAAAUCUCUAAUGACUUGUGUGUGCACUUAUUCUUGGGUGUGUGAAACUGGUGAGUGUUGGUAGCUUUUUUUUCAACAAGAUAGCCUGUUGUUAUGGUGUUGGAAUAGAAGCCUGAAGCGAUUGGUCAGACACCAGUGAGUGAAGGCUCUUUCACAGGACUCAUGUCAGAAACCUCAACAAUAAAUUCUAGGUCAUUUAACCAUAUUGAAAUCACAGAAAAUUUGUUAAUUGAGAUCCAUUCAGAAAAGCCCCUUCAGAUACUUUAAAGCAGGGGUCACCAAUCUCGUUCUUGGAGGUCCGGUGCCAUGCAGGGUUUAACUAGAACUUGCCUCAACACACCUGCCUGGGUGUUUCAAGUAUACCUAGUAAGACCUUGAUUAGCUUGUUCAGGUGUGUUUGAUUAGGGUUGGAGCUAAAAUCUGCAG